CGGUGUCGUAUUUGGAGUCUUUGGACUCUCUUUAUCAGUCUCUACUUGUUGCUCCGUCUUCUUGAAGCACAACAAUGGCGUCCAAAACCCUAAUCCGUACCGGAGCUUCUCUGAUGAACCGGCUCCUAUCAAGACCAAUCCUCCACCCGAACCCGAACCCGAACCCGAAUUCGGCUCACCAGAUUGUUUCCCACGCCCUCGAAAUCACCCCAAAGUUGUUCCCAUCUCUCUCCAACUUCGACACCUCCCUCCGCUUCCCCCAAAACGACGCCGAAUCGAUCACAAGGGUCUUCAACGAUGGGUUCGUCCACCCUUGCGGCCUCCCUUAUCUCCCCCUCAUCUUACCUGAAGGUGAUGAAUCUUCAUCUAAUGAGCCAAUGAUAUUGUUUCCGAAGCGGACAUUCCAGCCUAGUACUAUCAAGCGUAAGAGGAACCAUGGAUUUUUUGCUCGGCAACUAAGGGUGGACGGAGAGUCAUUGCUCGAAGAAUAGCGAAGGGUCGAGCAAGAAUUACAGCUUAGCAUCUCUUUCACAGCCCUAGUCUUCAAUGAUCCAAUGAGAAAAUCUAGUUUAGAAGUUCAUGUUUACCUUGGGUGCCUGUAGUUGCUCAUAGCCUCGAUGUACCCAGGCUUUUUAAUGUUUUUUCCCGAGGUCUUACCUCUGUAUUUCAUAAUUGUUGUGAGUUUUGUAUGGCCUUUUUUUUGCUUGGAUUGAAGAGUCAAAAUGUCGUGCAGAGCUAUUUCAAAUUUUGUACCAUCAAUUAUCCAAUCUGCUCACAGUUCAAUAGCAAAGACAUAGGAUGCGAUCUGUAUACAGAACAAAAGGACGCAUUGUUGAUCUCAUCAUUUCUUCUAAUAAGGACCUUUCAGAUGCUCUUUCGAUAUC
Molecule: messenger RNA, 884 nt
Organism: Argentina anserina (silverweed cinquefoil)
Lineage: Eukaryota; Viridiplantae; Streptophyta; Magnoliopsida; Rosales; Rosaceae
Exons: 3
Coding region: 75-491 (138 amino acids)
Biological process (GO): translation
Cellular component (GO): mitochondrial large ribosomal subunit; ribosome
Molecular function (GO): structural constituent of ribosome
Source: RefSeq, a predicted model, not a curated record